ACAAUCUCCUGUGCAGCCACAGAGAAUAUAGGCAAAUAACCUAUUAUAUAACUUGGUCAUCAAAUAUUUGUGAUAACAAUUUCAAUUUCAUCGUAAUCGCAAGUAGAAGUGCGUUUGAUAAAUAAUAAACAAACACACCAAAACCGUCUUGAUUAAACAUCAGUUAUUUCAUAUCUAUAGAUAAUAAUUAAAUGUAAAAAAAUGCAAACUUUUCGCUUAAUUAAUUUUGUUUCAUUUCUCGGUAUUUGAUUAUUUUCGUUAAAACCAAAUUACAUAAUCGUUUUUUUCACCCAAAAGUUUAAUUAUGUCGGGAUAUGUAUUAAAUCGUCUGUCAAAACUCCCACUAUCUCCUUUGUUAAAAUUACGUGUUCAACCAUUCAACAAAAUCCAAUCAUGUGCUAUUAUUUCCCCUUUAUCUCAAAAACAUUUUCUAAGGGUUUCGUGUCAUUAUAAUUGCAAUACUUUAAUACCAUUGAAGUUAAAUUACAAUCCUGUCAUGAUAAACAACUAUUCAACCGAGAAAAAAUCAGACAAUGAAGAUAUUUCUCCCAAUAAAGAUGAUUCUGUUCAAUCUGCUGCAGCUAAAGUUAAUCAGAGAGCUAAAUUAAAACAAGCAGUUCGAGAUUAUGGUGCUACAAUAAUCGUAUUCCAUGUAACUAUUUCUCUAGCAUCUUUAGGACUGUUCUACUUAGCUAUUUCAAAUGGUGUAGAUGCAGUCAUAUUAUUGUCAUUUCUGGGUUUCCCGGAAUCUGUGAUAACAAGUAAAGUUGCUGCUGGGGGAAGUACCUUUGUGAUAGCAUAUGCUGUGCAUAAAUUAUUUGCUCCUGUUCGAAUUGCCAUAACGCUAUCUGUUGCACCAUUCAUUGUUAGAUAUUUGCGAAGAAUUAAUUGGUUAAAGGCUCCUGUGAAGAAAGGCAGUUAAUAGCAUCAUAUUGUUGUGUGUAAUUGCUAUUGCUCAUAUUUUUUAAAUAUUAUGAAAUAUUUUGUAUUUCAUUUGGUUCAAAUUAUUUUUAAGUUAAAAAUUAUGGGUAUUAUGUAAUAUUAGAAAGCAGAUGAUGGUAAUACCUCGAACUCCAUACCACACACGUAAAACCUUUCAACCAUGUAUACACUUUUUUGACUAAUUAUUCAUUUGUAUGGAAGUAAAAGUUUAAUAAUCCACAGUUAAUAUUCCAAGUAUAAUUUUUAUUCUAGUUGAUAACAAUUGAAUUUUUUUUUUUAAUAUUUUGCAAAUAGAGGACUUACUUUUAGGUCCCAUUAAAUUAGGUUCCAAAAAUAUUCUUUUUUGAGUUUUUAAUUUGUACGUUGUAUUUAAUGAAUAUGUUUUUAAUCCCUUGAACUCGUGAAAUUGAUUAGGAAUUUGAACCUGCGUGUUAUGUCAAGUAAUAAGAAAAAUCUGUUCCUUUUUUUUAUUACUCUGCCUAUGUUUAAAACACUUGUUACAUUAUUUUGUUGUAAUUUAUCUUGUUCUUUGCAAAUGAUUUUUUUUAAUUCUUUAAAUUUGGGUUUUGUUGUAAAUACUACAGUAUAGUUCUUCUUUACAAGCAUAUUUUCAAUGAAUGAUUUUCUUACAAAUAUUCAUUUGUAAAUUUUGAUUGUUUAAUUGAAUAAAGUACUUUUUCUGAAGUACAUUUUUGUAUUAGAAAUAGAUUUUUGAAAAUAAAAACAUAUUUUUUUUAAUCUGU
Parasteatoda tepidariorum (common house spider) is the source of this 1685-nucleotide messenger RNA. RefSeq names its product mitochondrial inner membrane scaffold 2. The record is from RefSeq and is a predicted model, not a curated record. Gene Ontology annotation, cellular component: mitochondrion. Lineage: Eukaryota; Metazoa; Arthropoda; Arachnida; Araneae; Theridiidae.